AAAUGUGUCCGUUUUUCAUCUAACCUCCCCUUUUGCCUUUCUGCAUUUAAGUUAAUAACACAGCUGCAACUAGACGCAGAGGCAACAAUACCGAAUAUUUUUGAUAGAUUUAUGCUGACAUAUAUCCAUUAACUGUCACAAUGGAGGACAAAAAAGAAGCGUUUGUUUCGAAAGGUGUGACGGAGUGGCUAACCCUGGGAAUUAUUAAAAUACUCGAGAAAAUGCCAUGGGUGAUGGAUGUACGUUUCGCAGAGAGGGACCCUGCAGAAAAAGAGACCCUCCUGUCCUGGGAGCAGACAAACUCAUGCAUUUUACCAGAGGAUUUGCGAAACUUCUAUCUGACCAUUGAUGGCUUCACAUUAACCUGGAGUGUUAAAAUGGAUGAUAAGUGUGUCCCUCUAGGUUGCAUGUUGAUCAACAGCGUGAACGGGCUGUGCCCGCUCACACUUCAGACCACGCCCGUUUCCUCCCUGGACCCUGAUGCCCCCUCUCUGGCUGACCUGGACUGGGAGGAGGACAGCUCAGAAAAUGGAUUGGAGCCUAAGCUGUCCAUGCCUCAUUUUGAUGCCCGGAGCCGAAUUUAUGAGCUGGAUUCCUGCAGUGGGAAUGGAAGAGUGUGUCUGGUUUACAAAAACUGCACUCCAGGGGUGGUCGCACAGCAGAGUGAAAUCUGGUUCCUGGAUCGCUCGCUGUACUGGCAUUUUUUAACAGAAAAAUUUACCGCCUACUACAGAAUGAUGAUAACAAACCUGGGUCUACCUGAGUGGCAGUAUAACUACACGCCAUAUGGCCCAAGCCCCCAAACUAAGCAGUGGGCCGCCCUCUACAAGCCCCUGAUUUUCAGCGAGAAGGAUUCUGCUGGGGACGUUUUCCUGAACACGUUUGAUCCCACAAAAGUCUUCAAAUGUAAAACCAAGGUAUCACCCACCAAGAAGAAGCAGGCGACCCCGUGCAGCUCAGGAGCCCCUGCUAAAGGACAAAGCAACACAGGAAGACCAAGUGGAGCAAAACGCUGAAAUCCAAUCUAAGACAUUUUCUGCCAGGCUGUUUUGUUUUCGUCUACCUUCCCAACGCAUCUUGAAGUAAUAAGCUGUCAUCAGCUGUUUGCUGCAUGUUUUGCAAUUUUGCAAAGCAUGCUAACAAGGAAUUGAACAGCAAGACUAAAAGCUAGUAUUCAAUGUUGUAUUUAAAAGAUAUAGGGGAUUUUGAAAUAUUUAAAACUUUGCCAGGAAAUAUAUCAAUCUAUACUAUACUCACUUGUUUCAAUACAGACUUUCUCCAAAAAAUUGCCUUAUUUCUUUUUUUUUUCUUUAUUACAAAUGCAAAACUAAAUAAAUGCUGUAAAAUUUAUAUAUUUAUAUUUCAUAAUUUAAAAUAAUAGUUGCUUUUAUGUUUGGAAUAAA
This is a messenger RNA of Cyprinodon variegatus (sheepshead minnow), 1403 nucleotides long. RefSeq names its product tubulin polyglutamylase complex subunit 2 (gene tpgs2). The coding region runs from base 141 to 1016 and encodes 291 amino acids. NCBI's taxonomy places the organism in Eukaryota, Metazoa, Chordata, Actinopteri, Cyprinodontiformes, Cyprinodontidae. Gene Ontology annotation, biological process: protein polyglutamylation. The transcript is spliced from 7 exons. The record is from RefSeq and is a predicted model, not a curated record.